AACGUUGCAAUCGAAGCUAUAAGUGUCUUGCAUGGUGCCUCGAAUCGUUUCCAUUUACUAGGGCAAUUUAAUUCUCAGAUCGAUCCUCCUGCCUUGUUUCUCUCUUUUGUCGCUUCCCCUGGAGUUCUUCGAUCCCGUCGCCGAUCUCUAAUGAAUUUCUUGUGUUCUUCUUCCUCCGCGUCCUCUCCUCUCUGCUUCACUCAGCCUCGCGGUCGAUCCCUCUGAGCUGCCUCCUUGAACAAUUUCCGGCGGGUAAUGAUGGCAUCGACGAUCAUCUCCUCCCCGUCGAUGGUUCUCCUUUCUGAUCGUUCGGAGUCGUUGGAGUUUUUCUGCGUGCGACGCGAGUUCAGGGAUAGGUGGAUGCUUCAGGGUGGAUGCAGGCGCUUCCGGGGAUGUCGCAUUUUCUGUAAUCUGGAGCUCAGGAGCUUGGCAAAAAGGAAGUGCUCCCCUUAUCUGGAAAGUGGACUUCUUUCUAGCACGAAUCACCCAUCCUUGCAUGAGUGGAGAGCAGUUCCAGAUAUUUGGAGGUCAUCUGCAGAAAAAUAUGGGGAUCAUGUUGCUCUCGUGGAUCCUUACCACUCUCCACCUACAGAGUUAACAUACAAAGAGCUUGAGAAAGAAAUACUGAAUUUUUCUGAAGGUUUAAGGGUUGUUGGAGUUGUACCAGAUGAAAAGUUAGCACUUUUUGCAGAUAACUCUUGCAGAUGGUUAAUUGCAGAUCAAGGGAUAAUGGCUACUGGUGCAAUAAAUGUAGUUAGGGGUACUAGAUCUUCGAGUGAAGAAUUAUUGAACAUAUAUAACCAUUCUGAAAGCAAUGCACUUGUUGUCGACAGUCCACAAUUUUUCAACAGGCUUGCAGAGUCUUUGAUACCAAAGGCUGAUGUUAGAUUUAUUGUUCUUCUUUGGGGUGAUAAAUUAUCCCUAAAUAAAGAACUUGUAAAAGGCAUCCCUCUAUAUGAUUACAAUGAUAUCAUAGAACUGGGCAGCAAAAGUCGCCACACAUUGCUUCAUUCUUCUAAACCAGGCCAAAAGGAUGUUUAUGAAGCCAUCAAUCCUGAAGACGUUGCUGCAAUAAUGUAUACAAGUGGAACAAGUGGCUCCCCAAAGGGUGUAAUGCUCACCCAUAAAAAUUUAUUGCAUCAGAUACACAACUUGUGGGAGAUAGUACCUACUGUAACUGGAGACUGUUUCUUAAGCAUGUUGCCAAGCUGGCAUGCUUAUGAACGAGCUUGUGAGUAUUUCAUAUUGACCCAUGGGGUCGAGCAGGUUUACACAAAUGUCCAACGGUUGAGGGAUGAUUUGAAGCGAUAUCAACCUCAGUACCUUAUUUCUGUUCCCUUGGUGUAUGAAACGCUUUACAGGUCAGUUCCCUUAACUCAAGCAAAGUUGUUGCCAUCUAUUACUAUCCUGUUUAUUUACUCAGUACUAAAUGAUGAUUCAAAUAAUCACUAUUAUUCUUAUGUUCGUGAUCAGAUCCUGGGUAGCCCUACAGAAGCUACCAUGGACAAUACUUGGGCGACUCUCCUCCGUGUCCAGGCUAAAGUCUCGACGAUGCCUCCUUCCGUUCCUGUUGACUCGUCAGCUUUAGUUUCUCGACACAACAAUAGACUCCCACCUCGCAAGGGUGGCAAAGGACGCCCUUGUUGGCUGCCGCAUAGUGGUGUUGCUAUCAUGAGAUCUGGGAUUGCUAGUAGCUGGGUGCUUGCUCUCCCCCAUGUGUUAUUCAAUUGCCAAAGGUUAGUAGCCACCCGUGAUUUAGCUCUUCCGUGUUGGCCUGAGGACGGGCUGACGGAGGUUCUUGGCACAAUUGGCCACCCACUUCAGUACACAGAAAUGAAGAUUGUGGAUGCAGAAACUGGUGAGGUUCUUCCAGAUGGUUCAAAAGGCGUUGUGAAAGUCAAAGGGCCACAAGUCAUGGCAGGUUACUACAAGAAUCCUUCAGCGACAAAUACAGCUGUGGAUGAGGAGGGCUGGUUUAACAGUGGUGAUAUUGGUUGGAUUGCUCCACACCAUUCCAGGGGGAGGAGUCGUAGAUGUAGUGGAAUGGUUGUUAUUGAAGGGCGUGCAAAGGAUACAAUAGUUCUCAGCACAGGUGAAAAUGUUGAGCCAUCAGAGCUUGAAGCUGCUGCUAUGCAAAGUAGUUUGAUACAACAGAUAGUGGUCAUUGGUCAGGAUCGGCGCAGACUUGGAGCUCUCAUUGUACCCAACAAGGAUGAAGUUCAAGAGUUAGCACGAAGGCAGUCAAUUGUCACUAAUGGUUCUGAACUCCAAGAAGAUGAACUUCAGAGCCUAUUAUACAAAGAAGUUAAAGCUUGGACGGCUUAUUUCACUUUCCAGAUUGGAUCCAUCCUUGUAAUAGAUGAGCCUUUCACCAUUGAUAAUGGAUUACUGACUCCAACCAUGAAAAUAAGAAGGGACAAAGUGGUUGAGCGAUACAGGGAGCAGAUUGAGAAGCUGUACAAUUAGAGUAAGUUUACAAAACUCUCUGAAUGCUGAAGGACUGAAAGCACUUGAAAUUUAAGCUUAUGAAUGAGGUUUAUCCAUGCCGCUGAAUUUUUAAGUCUGAAGUAACCAAUAAUGACGGCUCACUCGUAUCGACCGUGUAUAAUGUUAUAACUUUGCACUCCUGCAAGUACAAUUGCACAUGCUCAUGAGCUUGCAAAUAAUGUAUGUAUGAAUGAUCUUACAUGUGCCAAUAAAGUGAUUGUUUAUCCAGAAAAUUUCAAGUAAA
Messenger RNA from Zingiber officinale, 2731 nucleotides. RefSeq names its product probable acyl-activating enzyme 16, chloroplastic. The transcript has 16 exons. Gene Ontology annotation, biological process: fatty acid elongation. The record is from RefSeq and is a predicted model, not a curated record. Gene Ontology annotation, cellular component: chloroplast. Bases 256 to 2466 code for a protein of 736 amino acids. NCBI's taxonomy places the organism in Eukaryota, Viridiplantae, Streptophyta, Magnoliopsida, Zingiberales, Zingiberaceae. Gene Ontology annotation, molecular function: long-chain fatty acid [acyl-carrier-protein] ligase activity.